Messenger RNA from Hyla sarda, 1745 nucleotides. RefSeq names its product protein phosphatase 1 regulatory subunit 3C-like. Bases 267 to 941 code for a protein of 224 amino acids. Gene Ontology annotation, biological process: regulation of glycogen biosynthetic process. Gene Ontology annotation, cellular component: protein phosphatase type 1 complex. The record is from RefSeq and is a predicted model, not a curated record. Gene Ontology annotation, molecular function: protein phosphatase 1 binding; glycogen binding. The transcript is spliced from 2 exons. NCBI's taxonomy places the organism in Eukaryota, Metazoa, Chordata, Amphibia, Anura, Hylidae.
AUACAACAGAGAGCCUUUAGCCGGUGAAUCGAGUCUUAUUGGGUUACUUGGCGCAGGGCGCCGGUGGGAGAGGAAGGGGAGCUGCUGCUGUUUGCACGUAUUAUGUUUAUUUUAUUGUAAUUUAUUGCCCCCGGAACAUCCGUCUCUCCCUCCGGUAUACAAACCCCUGCCCACAGCAAACCGCUCCUCACCGCAGCCCCACUACCGCGAUCACAAAGACACUCCUAUCUUCUCUAUCAAUAGGGUUUCUCACGUCUACCUUCACGAUGCCUGGUGACUUCUCCAUGUGCUUGUGUCUCAGCCCCCCUCCUCCACACCAAUUCCGGCUUCCUACAGCAAAGUCACUCCGACCUUGUCUUGCUCCGACUCCUCGCCCCGCGGAACCACGAAAAAAGGGUGUCGUCUUUGCCGACGCUCUCGGACUGGCCCUCACCUCGGUACGGCACUUCUCUCACUCGCUCUUUGACGAAGAUCCCCUGGCGCUCGCCUUGGCGUCACUCAGAGCUCUGCGUCCUCUAUCCGUCCCUACGUACACGCUGGAAUUUCAGCCUCCAACUCACAACUACUCUGGUUUCCGCGCAAGGCUGACGCAGCAGCAGGUUUGUCUGGAGCAAUGCGCCAUCCAGGGAGCGGCGGUGGCCGGUACGGUGCGGGUGCGCAAUAUUGGCUUUGAGAAACGGGUAACUCUUCGGGUCACCUAUGACAACUGGAAAAAUCACUACGACCUCCCGUGCUCGUAUCUCCGGGAUCCCUAUGGGGGAGGGGAGACGGACACCUUCUCUUUCAGACUUCCGCUACCUCCAGGCACCCGGCGAGCUGAAUUCUGCAUUUGUUUUUGCUGCCAGGGCACCGAAUACUGGGAUAAUAACACAGGGAAGAAUUACAUCUUGAUCAAGGAGGCAGAACAACUCCGCCGGCAUACACACAUCGCCUAUUGGUGAAACCGAGCGAUCGGAAACCGGAGACUGUGAAAGUGCUGGUCCGCUGGAACAAAAGCCUGUCGAACGCCCUCCCUUUUGUAGAUCAAGAGGAUGCCCGGGACAUUGAAACGUUCUCCAGAUAUGGUUGUAGAAUAGAUGCCAGAGUUCUACCAUAGGUGGAGUGUUUGUGGUUACCAGGCAGUAUUGUGCUAUUUAUAUGCAUGUAAUCUGGUUCGCUGGGAGCUUUAACUUCCAGGAAUCCAGCAAGUGUGUAAAGUGACUGCGAAGGCUUCAUUCCUCGCGUCUGAGCUGUACUACUAAACCACAAGGGUUGCUAAAGGCCCUUUACACUGGCUGAAUGGGCAUUGGUCGGAAUACUGGCUCCAUCACCUCUUGCUGGCAAUUUAAAGGGGUUAAUCCAAAGCUUAUUUCUUUUCAAAAAAAACGGCUCCAUGUCUGUCUCCAGGUUGGGUGUGGUAUUACAACUUGGCUCCAUUCACUUCAAUGGAACUGAGCUGCAGAAUCGCACCCAACCUGGAGACAGACUGGGAAUGGUUUUUUAAAGAAAUUGUUUUUUUUUCUUUCUAUUCCUGGAUAACCUCUUUAAAUCCUUAUCGGCCCCAGGCUGAUGGCUGACUAUGAUUUGUGCUGAAGGGCUGCACGUAAAUGUCACUGUGUACACAUUGGCCAGUGUAAAAUGGUCUCAACACUUGUUAUAAAUGGAACACGUCAACAGUCUAAAGUUCUAGUAGGGUCAACGAUCCUUGAGGUAUUAACCUGUUGUCUCAUACUAUGGCAGUUUUUCCCAACCAGCGUGCCUCCAGC